GAAGUUUGGCCCGCGGGCGGAUCCGUAGCCGUAGUCCCCUCAGGCGUCCGCAGUCAGGAAGCCGGGAAGCCUGGAGUCCAGGACACCUCGCGGAGAUCCAGGAUGUCGGAGGAGCAAACCGGGCAGAGCGAAGGCUCCUCUCAGGCUGGUGGAGUGACUGUCAGCGACAUCCAGGAGCUGAUACGGCGCAAGGAGGAGAUCGAGGCGCAGAUCAAAGCCAAUUAUGACGUGCUGGAGAGCCAAAAAGGCGUUGGCAUGAGUGAGCCGCUGGUGGACUGCGAGGGGUACCCCCGCUCAGAUGUGGACCUGUACCAAGUCCGGACCGCAAGGCACAACAUCGUCUGCCUGCAGAAUGAUCACAAGGCGGUCAUGAAGCAGGUGGAGGAAGCCCUGCACCAGCUGCAUGCUCGGGACAAGGAGAAGCAGGCCCGGGACAUGGCUGAGGCCCACAAAGAGGCCAUGAGCCGCAACCUGGACCAGAGCGAGGGCCUCAGCCCCCCUCAGGCCUUCGCCAAAGUGAACAGCAUCAGCCCUGGCUCCCCGGCCAGCAUCGCGGGUCUGCAAGUGGAUGAUGAGAUUGUGGAGUUUGGCUCUGUGAACACCCAAAACUUCCAGUCUCUGCAUAACAUUGGCAACGUGGUGCAACACAGUGAGGGGAAGCCUCUGAAUGUGACCGUGGUCCGCAGAGGGGAGAAACACCAGCUUAGACUUGUCCCAACCCGCUGGGCAGGAAAAGGACUGCUGGGCUGCAACAUUAUUCCUUUGCAAAGAUGAUUGCCUCUGGGGAACCGUAAUAAGAAAACAUCUUCCCUUGCCCUGGACGUGGGUCUGGUGGGGAUUUCUUCCUUCUUUUCUCUCCCUGAAGCGUAAGCAUCUGGAAGAGGCUGGAAGCCUGAACUUCUGGGUAGUGGAAAUACUAUGGCCGCCCAGUGUAAUCUCUUGGGAUUAAGACAUUGUUAACUUGGUUUGUAGUUGGCAUCUUUUGCAUAUUAGGCCAUGGCCCUAAGUGGGAGCCAUCUGGAUUGUGGGCAAGUGGGCUGGAAUUAUUCUGGCAGGUGCCAAUAUGUCUUUAUUCUUUUAGGAUUUUUUCCCCCAAAUAAACACAGGUUUACAGUGCUGAUAUGA
Molecule: messenger RNA, 1125 nt
Organism: Prionailurus viverrinus (fishing cat)
Lineage: Eukaryota; Metazoa; Chordata; Mammalia; Carnivora; Felidae
Gene: PSMD9
Product: proteasome 26S subunit, non-ATPase 9
Exons: 6
Coding region: 103-774 (223 amino acids)
Biological process (GO): proteasome regulatory particle assembly
Cellular component (GO): cytoplasm; nucleus
Molecular function (GO): protein binding
Source: RefSeq, a predicted model, not a curated record